Xenia sp. Carnegie-2017 is the source of this 1395-nucleotide messenger RNA. Its product is annotated as autophagy-related protein 101-like. The record is from RefSeq and is a predicted model, not a curated record. Gene Ontology annotation, biological process: autophagy; autophagosome assembly. Gene Ontology annotation, cellular component: phagophore assembly site. NCBI's taxonomy places the organism in Eukaryota, Metazoa, Cnidaria, Anthozoa, Malacalcyonacea, Xeniidae.
UGUUGUGCACGUUACCCAUUGCUCCAAUAACAACAGAAACAAACAGAACGGGUUGCUGAACCCAAGCAAUUUUCAAAAAAUCUGUCAUUUUUGAAUAGAACGUCGCCAUUUUGUUGGUUGUUCUCGAAAUUCACCCGCGAACAGGCUGAUUUUAUUAUGUGUGACAGCUGACAUUGUGAACGUGGGCUCCAUUCUUUGUCGAUAUUCGAAAACAAAACAACAUGAACGCUAGAUCAUACAACCUACAACUUACAGUAGAAGAAAAACAAAUUGAAGACGUGCUAUUGAGCCUGCUUCAUACUAUAUUAUUCCACAGAACUACGGGGAAAUUUACAUAUAAAAAAGAAGGAUCGUAUACAAUUGGGACGCUUGGAUUUGUCGAUACCGAUUGCCAUAGUUUUGAUUUUACGUAUGUCCGUUGCAAUUCAAGGAAUUUGGAUCAAAUAUUGCGGCGGAAUAUCAAUCAAUUUAAAGAAAAUUUAAGGAGCAACCCUUCUGCUAAGUGCGGGAGAAUUAUUCUUGAGUUUUCAAAGAAGAAAGGAAGAUGGCCAUUUGGUAUGGAGGAAAUAUCAUGGGAAAUAUGGACAGUAACGCUUGGUAUAAUCCGCGCAAGAGGAGAAUCCGAACGACAAAAAUCUCGUGAAGUGGCUGCAGAGUCAGUCAGUGAAAAGAUAAUCGAGAUUGCUCAAGCGGUCAGCAAACCAGACUACAUUCCCAAAAUGCCAAAUCAGUCGGAGUUAGGAAAUGUUUUUGACACGAAGUAUACAAGCAUACAACCGUAUUUGUUUAAGAUUAACUGUCAAACAUCCAACGAUAUUUCAUCUUCGGUUGGUACUACGAUGAGAAAACUUAUUCGAGAUACAUUUUCUUACUGAGUUUUCUCCGCCAGCACUUCAAAAUCUGUAAAAAUAAAUAGUUCUUAUUUAUUUUUACCCACCCAGAUAUUCCUCCCUUCGAUUUCAAUUAGAUAUUCUUUCAAUCCCUUUUGCAAUAAAAAUUGUUUCAAUCGCACGAGCCAUCUUUCCAACCGUCUCUCCAACGCUCGUCAACUCUAGAGCAAUCAAAUACAUCCUUUCCUAACUUCUUGUUGAUCUCGUUAUGUAUCUGACACAGCCAUUGAGACAACUCCAGUCUGCUUGAAGUCACAGGUGGACUUUUGUGCAACCUGUGAAAUGUAUAUUUAUUUUAUAUGAUAGAUUGUUGUAAUAUAAAUUUCUCACACUUAAUAUUCCGGUGGGUUUUAUUGGAAGCUAUGAAUUAAAGUAGUAACAUUGCAUUCUGGGCGCUGCAAUAGCAAUGGCAAUGAAAACCAAAGAAUUAGGUUGAAACAGAAACUUUUGUAAUGUUCUUUAUAAUAGAUUAUGAGUAGGAAAAUGAAUAAUAAUUGAAAAGAAA